AGGAGAGUGCGAGUGCUACAGGAGCUGGCUCUGCUCCGGCUCUCCACUGGCUGUCAGCGCCGCCGCCGCCGUUCUCCUGCUCGCUUUCGCAGUGCUGCAGGGACAGAGAGAGGGGAACACUCUCCAAAGCACAAACCUGGGACCAGCCUACUUCUUUUUCUCCAUCUUUUUUCUUGGGACCUAGCCACCAAGGAGCUAGCUCAUUUUUGGCCACCUUAAGCAUACCUAACCCCCUUCUUUUUCCUCCCUCCACCCUUGUCCUCCGCGGUUCUUCUGAAAUUCCUGGCUAGUAUAUGGAUAGAAGUUCCUUGUUUCAGCUCAUACAAGAGCAGCUGGACCCAGAGAACACCGGUUUCAUCGCAGUGGAGAACUUCACCAGCCUGGUGGAGCACCAUGAGCUGCAGCUGGACCCAUCCAAGUUGGAGAUGCUGUUUGCCCUGGUGCAGAGCAAUGAGGAGGGCCAGGUUUGCUACCAGGAACUCAUCGAGCUGAUGAGCAGUAAACGUUCUAGCAGCUUUCGGAGGGCCAUUGCCAAUGGCCGCCGCACGCUGCAGCGCGAGAUCCUGCUGGACGAGACGGGCCUGGGCAUCUACAAGCGCUUCGUGCGCUAUGUGGCCUACGAGAUCCUGCCCUGCGAGACCGACCGACGCUGGUACUUCCACCAGAACCGCCUCUGCCCACCGCCUGUCUUCAUGGCCAUCGUCACGGUUGUGCAGAUCAUCGUGUUCCUCUGUUACGGCAUCAUGCUGAACAAGUGGGUGCUGCAGACCUACCAGCCCGAUUUCAUGAAGAGCCCCCUGGUGUAUCACCCUGGGCACCGGGCCCAAGUGUGGCGCUUCUUCAGCUACAUGUUCAUGCACGUAGGCCUGGAACAGCUGGGCUUCAACGCGCUGCUGCAGCUGAUGAUCGGCGUCCCACUGGAGAUGGUCCACGGCAUCCUGCGCAUCAGCCUGCUCUACAUGGCCGGGGUGGUGGCCGGCUCCCUGACGGUGUCCAUCACAGACAUGAGAGCCCCAGUGGUGGGAGGAUCCGGCGGGGUCUACGCGCUGUGCUCCGCACACCUGGCUAAUGUCGUCAUGAACUGGGCUGGAAUGCGCUGUCCAUACAAGCUGCUCCGGAUGAUCCUGGCUCUCGUGUGCAUGAGCUCGGAGGUCGGCCGUGCAGUGUGGCUACGAUUCUCCCCGCCCCUGCCCUCCUCCGGCCCCCAGCCCAGCUUCAUGGCCCACCUGUCUGGAGCGGUGGUGGGUAUCAGCAUGGGCCUACUCAUCUUACGCAGCUACGAGGAGAGCCUGCAGCAGCAGUGCUCCUGGUGGGUCAUCGUCUUCUCUUUCAUCACUUUCCUUCUGUUCGCCAUAUUCUGGAACAUCUUUGCCUAUGAACUCCUUGGGGUGCAGAUACCCCCUCCGCCCUGAAGAGGACGCCCGUCUUUCACCUUUCCAGUGCGCUCUAUGACUAACCUCAUCCUGUUCUCCUCCUCGGUCUCUUAACUCCAGACACAUUGGAACAGGUUCUUAAAAGAAAACAACCAGAAAAUCAUUGUACGAGGACAGAAGUUCAUUCUACCAAUUUUUUUGGGGAAAGGGGGAGGGUUUCUUUUCAUGGGAAUAUAUGCGAUCUGUAGUUUUGUAAAACUUUCCCAUAAUACCAACUAAACAGUCAAUUCCCUCUUCACUGUGGUUACCUCAUUCCUCUAAUGUUGAUCCUGAGUCUCCGCGCAGAUUUGGAGAAGAUUCUCCUUGGAGUGCUGUUUCUGUAGAUUUCAAAGGAAGGUCUGCUGAUACAUGAAUUGACUUUAUGUCAGAAUAUGGGAGGCAGCUCUUGAGGUACUAGUUACUUAAGCCUUGAGGAUCCAGCAUUUGCACUUUUGACUCUCGAGGCACCAUGGUUUUCGGUAUUAAACUAAAGGUAAAAACAAACUCACUGUGUUAAUCAACAGCCUGAGAAAUGUACUAUACAGAUUUCGUCAUGAUUAAUAAGGGCAGGAAGAGAGCAGGAGGAAUAAAAGGAGAUGAUUAUAUAUGACACUCUUGAAAUCGACUCGAGGGAGAAUGAAAGCAGUGUAUACUGUCAUAUGCAGCACAUCUAUAUCUUCAUUUUAGAGUGAGUGUUGUCAGAUGCUUUAGCAGACCUGCAGACGCCCAAACUAAGACCAUAUAAUACUGAUUACAAAGUCAAUUAAAAUGUCCUGAUCAUCUCCAGUUUCACCCCAGAUGCCAAAAGUCUUUGGACAUUUACAGAGGAGUUUCUUUAGUGGUACCAUCAGAUCAGCCUGAUUUCUUACGUCAAAGGGGCAAUAUGCAAAAUACCGUUGCUUUGCCUGCUCAGCCACUGACAGACCUGCCAAGGGGGUGAGGACAGGCCACCUGCUGUCCCAAACCCUCCAUGUCCACAUCAGAGGCCAUUAGUGCCCAACUUAUACCUCAGUGUCCUAAGGACUGUAUACUUUUGUACAGGAAUGUACUGAAAGUUAUUUUAAUCAUCUUAUUUCUUGGGUUUCUUUUUUCAUAUCUGUAUUUUGUUCACUGUCUUCAAUACUUCAUUAUUUUCCUUCGGAGGAAAAGGGAUGAUGUUUCAAAUGGUGCCAAAUUGUUACUUUCUUAUGCCUGUUACUGUUGGAUUAUUCUAUGAUUCUUAGUAAACAUCCAGUAAAAAAAAGAAUAUAUCGAUAAAAUUACGAAUACUUGGACAAAUAA
This is a messenger RNA of Brienomyrus brachyistius, 2693 nucleotides long. RefSeq names its product rhomboid, veinlet-like 1 (Drosophila) (gene rhbdl1). Gene Ontology annotation, molecular function: serine-type endopeptidase activity. NCBI's taxonomy places the organism in Eukaryota, Metazoa, Chordata, Actinopteri, Osteoglossiformes, Mormyridae. Gene Ontology annotation, cellular component: membrane. The transcript has 8 exons. The record is from RefSeq and is a predicted model, not a curated record. The coding region runs from base 294 to 1412 and encodes 372 amino acids.